AUGUCUUCAAACAGAGGUUUUGCCAUUUUCUUCCUUGAACUUUACUUGGCUGCCUGGAGCCAAGAGGUCGCGGCAGGACCGCUUGUGGUGGACCGCACACGCUUGGGCAACACCUUCGAUGGUGUUGGAGGUUUGAGCGGUGGCGGUGCCACGAGCGUGCUGCUUCCAAAUUACGCGGAGACCUCCCGCUCAGAGGUCCUUGACUACCUCUUCAAACCCAACUUCGGCGCUUCUCUCCAGAUUUUGAAGGUGGAGAUUGGCGGCGACUCGCAGUCGACUGACGGCACAGAAUCCUCGCACAUGCAUGACAGCGAGACGGUCGACCUCCACACUGGCUACGAGUGGUGGCUCAUGCAGGAGGCGAAGAAGCGCAACCCGGACAUCAAGUUGUAUGGACUUGCCUGGGCUUUCCCUGGGUGGGUUGGCGAAGGAUCUGGCGACCCGUUUAAGUUCCCGAAGCAAACUGCACGGUAUUUGGUGGAGUGGGUCACGGGAGCCAAGUCAGAAUACGGGCUUGACAUUGAUUACCUGGGAAUCUGGAACGAGAGAUCAUCUGACAGCAAUUUCGUGCAAGUCUUGAGAAAAUCCUUGAAUGAAGCGGGGCACACCAGUACAAAGCUAGUGGUGAAAGACGGUGACAUCGGCAUCUGCAACGAUCUGCUGAAGGACAAGGCGUAUGCAGAUGCGGUGGACAUCGUGGGUGUGCACUAUCCCAACGAUUUUGCUGAUUUCUCAGCAUGCCAUCAGCUGGCCAAGCCUCUUUGGGCUUCAGAGGAGUCCUCAUCUUAUGACGACAUGAAUGGCGCAGCUUGCUGGGGACGUGUCAUAAAUUCUCACUGGGUUCUCAACAAGAUGACAGCUUCCAUAAUGUGGAACUUGGUAGGUGCUUAUUACCAUGGCACCAAUUGGUAUGCCAGCUCCAUGCUGACUUCUGUUGAACCAUGGAGCGGGCAUUAUGAGGUGAACCCAGUGAUUUGGGCCACAGCGCAUGUCACUCAGUUUACGAAAAUCGGAUGGCGUUACCUGGUGAACGGGUCGGGGUCGGGUGAAUUACCUCGUGGAGGAUAUUUUGCAACGUGGGUGGACCCCUCCUCCACAGACUUCACCAUGAACUUUGUGAAGAUCUCGCGCGAUCACGCCUCCUGCACAAGGCCACAUUUGCCUACCUUCCAAACAUCAGAGGAGAAUGUGACCGUCCUCUUGGCACCUUCCAUGCGCCCGCCUGCAGAACUCGAGGUAUGGUAUUCCAACUUCGAGGCGUAUGGCAAUGCGGAGCCGCCUCUCUUCCAACAUUCAACAGUCCAGGUGCACAACAACAAAUUCUCCCUUCACAUUCCGGUUGGCGCAAUGAUUACCAUCACGACCAUCAAGACUGGUGGGAAGGGAAGCUUCCAACACAUUCCGCCCUCGUCGCCUUCCUUUCCUUUAGACUAUGUCGACGAUUUCCAAUCCACAGAUGAUUCCCGCAAUGCCAGGUGGUUUGCAGACCAGAUCGGGUCCUUCGAGAUUCAUCGCGCUGAGGAUGGCAAGCGGAGUCUCAGGCAGAUGGUAACCCAACUACCAAUUGGCUGGAGUGACAAGGGUUCCAGGGGACCCAUGACACUCAUCGGCAUGCGCGAGUGGCAAGAUAUCAAGGUCCAAGUUUCAUUCAGACUGCCUGCAGCGUCGGCAAAACGAUCACCCGCAGAUGCCGCAUGUGUGGGAGUUCGUGUGGAUCAAAUGUGGCAGAAUGGUGUGGUAUUGUGCAACUUGGCCCACGUAGAUGCUUACUGUGACAUUGUCCGGUCAGCAGAGCAUCCAUAG
Messenger RNA from Symbiodinium pilosum, 1803 nucleotides. The record is from the annotation of a GenBank genome assembly. Lineage: Eukaryota; Dinophyceae; Suessiales; Symbiodiniaceae.